AUGGAAGACAUUAACGUCCGCCUUGUGGCAUCUUUGGUUGUCGGUGUAACAGCUACAGCAUUUGCUGUUCGUCAACUUUCAGGUGAUCAAAUCCAAUCACUCUUUUCAUCUCGCGCAAAAGAAAGGAGACAUAUUGCACCUUCUGUUAAAGCAAAGCUUGCACUUUGGCGUAAACUUGAUUUACGUUCAUUACAAAGUUUGACAUACUUAUUGGCAGCUUUUGGACCUAAAGGUUACAAUGCUCCAGGUUGUUCGCCUGGUUGUAUGAUCGCUUCGCCUUCACGUCCUGAAGAUCGUCCUGGCGGUAAAGAUGAAAAUGAAAAUUACUUCUUUCAAUGGCCAAGAGAUUCAGCUUUAUGUUUACGUGAAGUGAUUCGAAGAGCUAUCCUUGCCGAACAAGGACGUACGGUAGGCGUUCAAAAUGAAAAUGCGUUUGAAUUACAUACAAUCAUUCGUGAUUUCGCAAAGAUGAGCAUCAAAUUGCAACACACUGCCAAUCGUUCUGGUACCUUCCAAACCGGCGGCCUGGGCGAGCCAAAGUUUAACGUUGACGGCUCUUCCUUUGAAGCUGAUUGGGGUCGUCCACAAAAUGAUGGUCCUGCUUUGCGUGCAAUCAGUAUGUUAUUCUAUGCAAAUUACCUUCUCUCCAUCGAUGAUAAAGAGGCAUUGGACUAUGUUCGCUCAACACUUUACCGUUCAUCAGCCGCUACUUCAUCUUCUUUGAUUAAAGAUGAUUUGGACUACGUCGCACGUGCAUGGCAAGAGAAUUCAUAUGAAUUGUGGGAGGAAGUAUCAGCAGACGUAAAGAAUGGCGGUGGUCAUUUCCAUACACUUAUGGUUCAACGUCGUGCUUUGUUAGCAGGUGCACAAUUUGCCGUUCGUCCAGAGAUUGGUGAUGCAUGGUCAGCAGGUAGAUAUAGAACGGCAGCAAAGGCAAUCACAAAACAUUUAGAAACUUUUUGGAAUCCUGAAGGUAAAUUAGAACGUGAAGGUGGACCUCAAUACGAAGAUGGUCCUUUGGCAAUUCAUUGGGACGAUGAUAGAAAUUUAGGAAAAAUUCCAAAGAAAUUACUUCAUAAACCUCACGUUAUCGGUACCGAUCGUGCAUUGGUCACUUUGGAUCGUUUGGUGGAUGUUUUUAAGAUCGUUUAUCCGAUCAAUGCAAAACGUUCUCCUUCAACCGGUGUCUUGUGUGGAAGAUACCCUGAAGAUGUUUAUGAUGGCGUUCAACAAUCGAUCGGACAUCCUUGGUUCCUUUGUACGCAUGCGAUUGCUGAAGUACUUGCGAUCACUGCUCAACACUUUGCAGCUUUACCUUAUUUACCAAUCGUUGUGACGAAAGAAACGCAAGAUUUUUGGACAAAAGUUGGAAAUGCAGCUGCAGGCUGUCAAAUCGAAACUAAUAUUGACGUUGGCACGUUCAAACGUGGUGAUCCAAUCUAUGAACAACUUACUGCAGGUUUAUGGAGCAUGAGCGAUGCUUAUUUGGCCGUUUGUGAUGAAUAUGUUGGAGAGGCAGAUAUGAUGAGCGAGCAAAUCGAAAGAAAUCGUGGAAAGAUGCGUGGUGCAAGAGAAUUAAGUUGGUCUUAUGCAUCUUUCAUGUCUGCCAUCGCUGCACGUCAAGGGCACUUCUUGGGUUUACGUUCAUAG
Molecule: messenger RNA, 1650 nt
Organism: Meira miltonrushii
Lineage: Eukaryota; Fungi; Basidiomycota; Exobasidiomycetes; Exobasidiales; Brachybasidiaceae
Product: Six-hairpin glycosidase
Exons: 2
Coding region: 1-1650 (549 amino acids)
Biological process (GO): polysaccharide metabolic process
Cellular component (GO): fungal-type vacuole
Molecular function (GO): glucan 1,4-alpha-glucosidase activity
Source: RefSeq, a predicted model, not a curated record